AUGGCGGACAUCAAAGGAAAGCGAACCGACCAUAACCUGAAGGCACCACCCCAUAGCCCUAGGGGGGCCCAAACACCGUCGAACAAGAGUCGUCUUACCCUCGACGAUAACAAGGAUAGCGUUUUUGAAGAUGAGAAGGUAAGAUCGUCAAUCGAUAUCGAGACCGCGCCCACGGGCAAGACCCAGGAGCCUGAGCCUCUCGAAGCUGUGGAGUAUCCCAGGGGAAUGAAGUUGUUCUUCAUUCUCAUUGCGGUCAUCUUGAGCAUCUUCCUGGUGGCAUUGGACAUGACCAUAGUGGCCACUGCCAUACCUCGUAUCACGGAUGAAUUCAAGAGUCUCGAUCAGGUCGGUUGGUACGGCAGUGCGUUCUUUCUCACUGUUGCGGCUUUCCAGUCAACUUGGGGAAAAGCGUACAAGUACUUUCCUCUCAAGACGGCCUUCCUCUGUUCCAUUGCUGUAUUCGAGUUGGGUAGCUUGAUUUGCGCCGUCGCGAAGAACAGCACAGCUCUCAUCGUUGGCAGGGCCAUCGCGGGUGCUGGUGGUGCAGGCAUUGCCGCUGGCGCAUAUACCAUCAUUGCAUUCACCGCACCACCUGGCCAGGCUGCCGCGUUUACGGGUAUUCUCGGUGCUGUUUACAGUAUCGCUAGUGUCGUCGGUCCCUUACUUGGAGGAGCAUUCACUGAUAAUGUAUCAUGGAGGUGGUGCUUCUACAUCAACCUGCCCAUCGGUGGUGUCUCUGCCGCCAUCGUGUUUUUCUGGUUCCAUACUCCAAGCACCGCAAAGCCCGUCGAGGCUCCACUCAAGGAGAAGAUCCUCCAGAUGGACCCGGUUGGCACCGGCGUUCUCAUUGCAGCCUUCACAUGCCUGAUCCUCGCCCUUCAGUGGGGAGGCACGACAAAGCCCUGGGACUCUGCUGACGUGAUCGGUGUGCUCGUCGGUUUCGGCGUCAUCAUCAUCGCGUUCGUGGUGUUCGAGUGGUGGCUUGACGACCGAGCGCUCAUGGUCCCCAGGCUCCUGAAGCAAAAGACCAUCAUGCUGCUCAGCGCAUUCCAGUUCUUCAACUCUGGUCUCUUCAUGUUGCUGCUGUACUACCUCCCCAUCUACUUCCAGGUUGUGUCGGACGUCUCGGCCGCACAGUCAGGCAUCCGCAACCUGCCAUUCAUCCUCGGCAUCGCGCUUCUGACAAUCGCUUCCGGUGGCAUCAUCACAGUAACAGGGCACUAUCUCCCGCUCAUCCUCCUCGGCAGCAUCCUCGGCACCGUCGGCGCCGGCCUCAUCUACACCCUCGGCCUGCACAGCCCGUCCUCGGAGUGGAUCGGGUACCAAGCACUCGCCGGCAUCGGCAGCGGUCUAGGAAUCCAAGUCCCGAUCAUCGUGGGGCAGGGCAUCGUGGACCCGAUCGACGUGAGCAGUAUCACGGCCAUCAUCAUCUUCUGGCAGACGGUGGCGGGCGCCAUUUUCGUCAGCGUCGGGCAGAGCCUGUUUGCGAACGAGCUGAUUUCCUCCGUCAAAAAGAACUUGCCGGGUGUUAACCCUGGGCUGGUUGUUUCGACGGGCGCGACGGAGCUACGACAUGUCUUCGGGCCCGACCAGCUGCCGGCCGUGAUCAGGAGUUAUAUGGACGGGCUGAAGAAUGCUUAUGUGCUUGGGAUUGCGCUAGAGGGUGUUGCCGUGCUGAUUGUUUUCAUUAUGCUGGUUGUUGAUCGCAGGGUCCUGAAGAAGGGCCAUGUUGGCGGUGCGGCGUAG
This is a messenger RNA of Aplosporella prunicola CBS 121167, 1746 nucleotides long. RefSeq lists its product as uncharacterized. NCBI's taxonomy places the organism in Eukaryota, Fungi, Ascomycota, Dothideomycetes, Botryosphaeriales, Aplosporellaceae. The coding region runs from base 1 to 1746 and encodes 581 amino acids. Gene Ontology annotation, biological process: transmembrane transport. The transcript has 6 exons. Gene Ontology annotation, molecular function: transmembrane transporter activity. The record is from RefSeq and is a predicted model, not a curated record.